UUCACGGAAAUGACGUCAAUUCGUGGUCGUCCUUUCCAGAAAAAAUGGCAGCUGUUGACAUCGACGUGCCGGUGGAAACAGAGCAGCAGCUCCGCAACCACGAUGACCUGGAACGUCAGGCUGAAGGCUUCAAAGAGCAAGGGAAUCUAUUCUACAGCAAGAAGGAUUACUCUGAGGCUUUCAACUAUUACACAAAGGCCAUUGAUGCAUCUCCCAAAAAUGCCAGUUAUUAUGGAAACAGGGCGGCCACCCUCAUGAUGCUCUGUCGCUUUCGAGAGGCACUAGAAGACUCCCAGCAGGCUGUGCGUUUGGAUGACUGUUUCAUGAAGGGGCAUCUACGUGAAGGCAAGUGCCACCUUUCUUUGGGAAAUGCCAUGGCAGCAAGUCGCUGCUUUCAGAAGGUUCUGGAACUGGAGCCCAGCAACAGAGAAGCCCAGCAGGAGAAUAAGAACGCAACAACACUGCUGGAGUACGAGCGAAUGGCAGAUUUUGGCUUCGAAAAGCGGGAUUUCAGAAAGGUGGUGUACUGUAUGGACCGGGCCUUGGCUUUGGCUUCUGCCUGCCAUCGCUUCAAAAUCCUUAAGGCAGAGUGUCUUGCUUUGCUGGGACGCUACCCUGAAGCCCAGUCUGUUGCAAGUGACAUCCUGCGAAUGGAUUCCACAAAUGCAGACGCAUUGUACGUCCGAGGACUGUGUCUUUACUACGAGGACUGCAUCGACAAAGCAGUACAGUUCUUUGUCCAGGCUCUGCGCAUGGCACCUGACCAUGAAAAGGCGCGACUAGCCUGCAGGAAUGCCAAAGCCUUAAAAGCCAAGAAGGAUGAGGGCAACCAGGCAUUUAAGAGCAGCAGCUAUGAAGCCGCCUACCAGCUGUACACUGAGGCGCUGACGAUAGACCCCAACAACAUCAAGACCAACGCUAAACUCUACUGCAACAGAGCCACGGCAGGAGCAAAGCUGAAGAAACUUAAUCAAGCCAUUGAAGACUGUACCAGUGCAAUCAAACUAGAUGACACUUACAUCAAGGCCUACUUAAGAAGAGCUCAGUGUUACAUGGACACAGAGCAGUAUGAAGAAGCUGUGCGGGACUAUGAAAAAGUUUAUCAGACUGAAAAAACCUCAGAUCACAAGCAUCUGCUGAAGACGGCACAGAUGGAGCUGAAGAAAAGCAAACGGAAAGAUUACUACAAGGUGCUGGGGGUCGGCAAGAACGCCACAGAGGAUGAGAUUAAAAAAGCUUACCGCAAACGCGCCCUUAUGCAUCACCCAGACCGCCACAGUGCAGCGACUCCAGAAGUGCAAAAAGAGGAGGAAAAGAAAUUCAAAGAAGUGGGUGAGGCCUUCACUGUCCUGUCCGACCCGAAGAAGAAGAUCCGCUAUGACAACGGGCACGACCUGGAAGAUGAUGGCUGCUUUGAUGGUGGAGACUUUGAUGCAAACAACAUCUUCAGGGCUUUCUUUGGUGGCCAUGGUGGAGGAUUUAGCUUCGAUUCCAGUCCAGACUCUGGUCCUGGUAAUUUCUUUUUCCAGUUUGGUUAAAGCAAAGGAGCGUGUGGGGAAAAUGCAGCCCUGCAGAGAAAAAAAAUCAAGUUGGACCCACAGUCACUUCACGAUGCUCAAACUCCUGAGUGCAACGUCUCCCCACUAUUCUUUCUCAGCAGGUCUCUGAUUAUUGCGUUCCCUCUUAAAUUUUCUCCCUACAUUGAUGCUAACGGACACUGGGAAGGAUAAUUCAGAGAUUUUAGUGAUUUAACAUAUUUAAGUACUUCUUUUUGAAGAGAUUUGGAUCAGCUGAUCAGACCAUGUUUCUUUUGCCAAAACUAACUUUUAUGAUGAUUUGAAAUCUAAUCUUAGAAAACUGCCUAAGCCAUCAUAAAGGUGAUCAGUAGUGAGGACUUUUAAAGGAAUGAUGGUUGGCUAUUUUUAAAGGACAUAAUGUAUACGUCUUUAAGGCUCCCCUAGGCAUGUCUCCAUCGAGCAAGAGUCAGUGUGCUGUGGAAGUUCAAUGUCAAAACUGACCUCAGGACAGUGUUUAGGACAACGCUGUUCUCUUGCGAGUAUGUGUCCAGGUUCUAUUGGCUCACUUGCCAAAUAUAGUAUCGACUUGCAGGGUUUUUCUUUCUUCUCCAUGCUGCGUUGUAUAUUUGACUCGAAUGUAAAGCAUUAUGUGUUCAAACAUUUUUCUUCGGUCUUCCCUCAGUCUGUGUAUAUUUAUUGUACUGUAUAUCCCAAAAUGUAUGCAGCAGAAUGCCAGUGGUCUUUGUCUUCCUCCGUUUUUUUUAAAGAAACUCAUUUGUAAAUGUUUUCCAUGUUGUCCUCUUCACUCUCAAAUAAUUUUCUAUGAAACAGACCAAAAUCAGAAUCCAUUUACAGAUUUUUUUUUCUGCUGAAAGCAAUUUGACAAACACUCACUUCGACUGAACACCAACCACACAUCUGUUCUACUGUUCCAGUUCAAAUUCAUCCAAAAGUGGUGCCUUAAAAGAAUCAGUAAAGCUUCUUACAGUGAAACCUACAUCAGUCGCUGUAGAGCAAAUUGCAUCCUAAUUGAAAAAGGCAGCAUUAUAGCAUUUUUUUGUUUUGUUUUUAUUCUUUGUGCUGUUCCAUAGAAAAACAUUGUCAUGUCCCGCCAGUAAACAAAAUGAAAUUUUUGCAGUUGAGAUCAUCAUCAUGUCUAAAAGGAAAGACUUAAAUUUGAUUUAAUGCCAUCAGUCACGCCUAGCUGUGAUCCUCCUAUCCUUGUCAUGCACAUUGGUCAGUACAACCCUUCCCCUACUCGCUCCACCUGUUCACAGGGGCGCUGAUAGUAGGGCAGAAGUUUCUGUUGUCAAUUGUUCUGUCACUGAUCUAUGUAUCAUUUUUAAAACUUGUUACAGUAUUAACAAGACACGCUUUUUUAAAUUGUGAAAAUAAAGGCUCGUCUUUUACUGUA
Messenger RNA from Amphiprion ocellaris (clown anemonefish), 2931 nucleotides. Its product is annotated as dnaJ homolog subfamily C member 7-like. The record is from RefSeq and is a predicted model, not a curated record. Lineage: Eukaryota; Metazoa; Chordata; Actinopteri; Pomacentridae. The transcript has 14 exons. Gene Ontology annotation, molecular function: protein binding. The coding region runs from base 45 to 1538 and encodes 497 amino acids.